This is a messenger RNA of Nerophis lumbriciformis (worm pipefish), 1657 nucleotides long. Its product is annotated as bifunctional methylenetetrahydrofolate dehydrogenase/cyclohydrolase 2, mitochondrial-like. Gene Ontology annotation, molecular function: methylenetetrahydrofolate dehydrogenase (NAD+) activity; methylenetetrahydrofolate dehydrogenase (NADP+) activity; methenyltetrahydrofolate cyclohydrolase activity. Gene Ontology annotation, biological process: tetrahydrofolate interconversion. NCBI's taxonomy places the organism in Eukaryota, Metazoa, Chordata, Actinopteri, Syngnathiformes, Syngnathidae. Gene Ontology annotation, cellular component: mitochondrion. The record is from RefSeq and is a predicted model, not a curated record.
AUGGCGGCCUCUGUUCCACCGCUCCGCUCCUCCUUCACGCUUUGUAGCAGACUAGCGCACCCUCACCACUGUUGCCGGGCCAAAUGGCGCGCACACAGAAGAUGCGAGGGCCUCCGGAGACAUGUACACCAGUCGGCGAGCAGGCAUGCCGCUGUGGUGAUUUCGGGGACGGCGUUAGCUCGUCAACUUCACAGAGAAAUCCAGCGUGACGUGGAGGAGUUCGUCGCUCAGGGUAACAUGAGACCUCAUCUCGGCGUGGUCUUCGUGGGGGACGACCCGGCCAGUCGCACCUACGUGAGGAACAAGACCCGGGCUGCGAGCACUUUGGGUAUCUCCAGUGACACGGUGCUGCGACCCAGCUCCGUCUCUCAGGAGGAGCUGCUGGAUCUAAUUGACAAGAUGAACCGCGACUGGCGUGUCAGCGGUCUGUUGGUGCAGCUGCCACUUCCUGAUCACAUCAACGAAAGGGCAGUGUGUAAUGCCAUUGCUCCGGAGAAAGAUGUGGAUGGCUUCCAUAUUGUGAAUAUUGGCAAGCUGUGUCUUGACCAGAGAUCCAUGGUGCCUGCCACGCCUGCAGCUGUGUGGGAGAUCAUCAAAAGAUCAGGUAUCAAGACAGUGGGAAAGAAUGUGCUGGUCGCCGGACGCUCCAAAAAUGUUGGGAUGCCCAUCGCCAUGUUGCUGCACACCGAUCGCAACCAUGAACGUCCCGGCGGCGACGCCACAGUUACCAUUGCUCACAGAUGUACGCCGAGGGAGCGGCUGAAGGAGCUAACCAGCCUGGCGGACAUUAUUGUUGCUGCUGCAGGUGUUCCCAGACUGAUCACGGCAGACAUGGUGAAAGAAAGUGCAGCGGUCAUUGACGUGGGCAUUAACCGCAUUGUGGACCCCAAAACGGGGAAACUGAGACUCAUUGGCGAUGUGGACUUUGAGGGUGUAAAAGAGAAGGCUAGUUUUAUCACACCUGUUCCAGGAGGUGUGGGUCCGAUGACGGUGGCCAUGUUGAUGAAGAACACUGUGACCGCUGCCAGGAAUGCACUGAUGCAUUAACACGGACGUAAAGCCGCCUCAUGCCACUUGAAUGAUACAAACACACACUUUUAAUGACUCCAUACCUGCUGGGACGGACAUUUACUUGACACCUUUAUACAAUGUCACAGUCUUUGUUUGCUGUUAUUUAUUUCUAAGAGUCAUAUUUUUUCUACCGAGGUCACUUGGAUUCCUGGUUGAGCAUUUCACUGGAAACGGAAAAUGGAAAUAAAACUUAAGAAUGGUUUUUGGGUCCAAUCCUGAAAGUGUGCCAAGGUUUUUGCUUCUCAGUCAGGUACACCGCCUCUGGCUGAUUACACCAUCAGGACCUGUAUGAGCAUGCAGCAGUCGUUCUAAAGUUUCAUUGAUUGGCGGAUGAAGAAUUCCCUCGCCGAGCGCGCUCUAUAUAAAGUUGAGAGGACGGUGUUAGCGGCGUGGAGAAGCGACGGUUGGCACAAAUGUUCUUGCACAGUCUCAAGAUGGGCGUCCUGUUGGCCAUUCUUCUUCUCCUGGCAGCAAGAGGGCUAUCUGCACAACAAACAACCGCAGAUCCUUUUCUGAGCGACUCAUCGCCGAACACUCUGCUUGAAAAAGGCAGCAUGGUGGACCCUGUGCUCCUGGGCGCUCACAG